AUGUCCGAUCAAUCGUACGUCGACAAUGUCAAGGAGAGCGCCAAGAACACCGGUCAUAUUAUCAAGGAGAACGCGCAGCACGCCGGCCAAACCGUCAAGGAAAAGGCGCUGGGAGUGUAUGAUAGCGCCGCGGAUAAAGCCGAAGUCCUGAAGCAAAAGGUGGUCGGGAAGAGCCACGAGGCCAAAGAGAAUGCGAACGAGACCUAUGAGAGUGCUACGGAGAAGGCCAAGGAGUUCAGAGUGGGUUUCUUUCUCAAGUUUUGGUUGAUCUUUAGGACAGGUAUACCUAAAACAACAUCUUGAUGUGAUGCUGCUGGAUUUAGACAACAGAGUUAUCUUAAAUGAUGUCUUCGCGCUCCGGCAGCUUGUUUUGAGGGGGUUUGCAUAUUUUCAAGGCAAAAAUUGCGUAGACGUUACCUAGAAUAAUAUAUUUUUUCUUCAGUUUUUUUGUUAGUUUUUUGAUCAGUUUUUCGUUGAAAAAGCUUUGAGAUUACUCCUACUUUAUCUUGAACCCACUCUUUUCACCAAAAAAUUUAAAAUCCCGCCUUCAAACAGCAGAUUUUGAUAUUACACUUGAUACCAAAAUUAUUUUUCAGGAGCAAGCCAGUGAGAAAGCCCACCAAGCCCGAGAUUUGGCCAACCAGAAGGCUGACGAGUACACCCAACGUGCUGAGGACAUCCGGGAACAGGCUCGUCAGAAGGUUCAGGAGCUCCGAGAGCAGGGCAACGAGAAAGCCGACGAAGCUUCCAACAAGGCGCACGAACUCAAAGAAAAGGCUGGUAAGUAGAUUUCGCCAUUGUUUUUUCUGUUUUUAGAACGAUUUGCACCGAUGUCGAAAUAGUUUCAUUGAAUUUUUACCUUAUUUUAGGUGAACGAAUCCACGCCGCCGGCGAAAACAUCAAAGCCCACUAA
Bursaphelenchus xylophilus (pine wood nematode) is the source of this 913-nucleotide messenger RNA. Lineage: Eukaryota; Metazoa; Nematoda; Chromadorea; Rhabditida; Aphelenchoididae. The record is from the annotation of a GenBank genome assembly.